GGGUUUCUCUUUCUUGGCCGGGAAUCAGAUCUCCGGCAUUGACUCACUUCUCCGCUAACUCUCAGGCUUGAAACUACAGCAGAGAUCUAUCGGUUUAAUGAGCUGUAAUUGGAGCAUUUUUUAGGGAAUUGGGAGAAAUCUGGGUUUUGUCGACACUGUUUGACCUCAAACUGGGCAGGGCAGACUCCAUGAAAAUGAGGUUAGCAGUUGAGGGUUUCCUUGGUAAAAUGCAAUUCAGGGCAAGAUUGGGUUUUUAAUCAAGAAUGCACUUUACUAAGAAGUCUGGGAGAAAGUUUUUACCUGGAAGUAUCAAGGAGGAUUCUGCAAACAAGCAAUAGACAUGAGCAGGCAAGGGGAAGAAGAGUUCCAAUUUCAGCACACAUGGGUUCCGGCUACCCCGUUCAGGCCCAUUUUCCUCGAACCGCCACAGAUCUAUGCUGAAAAAGAAGUGAACCAGACAAACCAUGCAAAUUGGUUAGGAACAGAGAGAUGCUCUCCUGGUUUUGCUGGGGAGCCUCAAGCUAAUCUACUGUCUGCAUGUCUUAGUUCUGCAGAUUGUGCAGGGGUUAAUAACUUACAGGCAGCGUUGGCUGGGAGAGGCGGCAUUUCCAAUGGUAGCAUGGCAUGCAGACAGUUUCCAAUUGACCCGACUGCUGAGUUUAGCAAUGUUUCUUUCGGAGAUCUCUUGGCCCUGGCAAAUGCAGCAUCUAAAACAUGUUCAAGGGCAUCACCUCAGAGGAAUGACAGCAUGACAACCGGUUCUACCAUCUCCACACUGGAUUCUCAGAGUGACAGUAACCAAGUGGAGCCUGGCUCUGGGGGUCCUUGGCUCACUGAAGAAGAUUUCUCAAACAUUCAGACUGAUCCCAACUGCACUCCAAGAAAACAUCAAAAUGAAAGCAUUCCUCAGCAAUCCUAUAUUCUUAAUUUGCUUCCUGGGACAAUGGCAAAUGCACACUUGCACAAAAGCAUCUCUGAGUUUGCACCAUUAACACCAGAUAAGGCCAUAAGGGUGGGAAGGAAAGAGGCCCCAGAAAUGGAAAGUUUACAGCCAGAUGACAGAACAAGCCCAGAGAGAGGGAAGCAUGGGAAUAAACCUACUGCCACAAUACUUGACUCCAACAGCCUUCAAUUUGGUAUAGACCUCCAAGAUCCUGCUACAGGUUCAUCAAUGGUUCUGGCUCCAACUGAGGAGAACCAAAAUCCUGACAAGGGAGGUAGCCAAGUAAUUGAAAUAAGUGAAACACCACAGCAAAAACCAAGGAGGAAAAAGCACAGGCCCAAGGUAAUUACAGAGGGCAAACCCAGGACUCGAAAGCCACGGACACCAAAGAGCAAUGGUUCUCAAGAAAAUCCAACAGCUAAGAGGAAGUAUGUGCGUAGGAAGGGAGUCAACAAAGACUCAAAUACUCCCCCAGCAGAAGCAAGUGGAGAGAGCACAACACGUAAGAGGAAGUAUGUACGUAGGAAAGGAGUCAACAAAGACUCAAAUACUCCCCCAGCAGAAGCAAGUGGAGAGAGCAUGACAGGUAAGAGGAAGUAUGUGCGAAGGAAGGUCCCUAAUAAAGACUCAACAACUCCCACCACACAAGAAAGUGGAGGGUCUGCUACUGCCCCUGAAACACUUGAAUCUAAGAAAAAGUCAUGCAGAAGGGCCUUAAAUUUUGAUGUGGAAGGACAGCAGGAAGUUGAACUUUCUACAUGCAAGUCAGCUUACAAUAAUUCGGGGUCAGGCACACAAAGCCUUUGGACUUCAGGAGGUCCAGCAAAAUCAGCACUGCAUCUUGGUGAAGGAGUUGAAGUGACAGUAGAAAAUGAACAAGCAGUGAGCAUUGCUGAUGACAGAACCUGUUCUCAGAAUCAAAUUCCAAAAAAUUACACACCCUUGUCUGAAGGACAAGCACCAAGCACACCGCUUCCUGCCAAGAAUAAACCUCCACGGGGUAGACGGAAAGCCAAUUCUCAAAAGCAGAAUAAUGUAGAAGGAAAAGAUCAUGCAACCACCCAUGAUGGACCCAAGCAUAAUGCACAAAUCAUGUUACAAACAGGCAUUCGAUUGUCACAGAAAAUCCCAAGUAGCUGCAAUUGUGGCAUGUGCUUUAUGUUGGAGGAAGGACAAGCAAGGGAGUUGAAGACAAAUAAUUACAAUUGUACUGAACAACCAAACACUGGUAACACAAAUGCACAUGGCAGUCACUACAACAGUUUAUGCAGAUAUAGGGCAAUGUCAUGUAUGCAUUUUCCAAAUAUUCGCAAGAGAAAAAGAAGAGAUAAAGGGCAAAAUUCUUCCAUCUCAGGUGUAUCAUCGCUGAGUGAAGUUCCAGCAACACCUGGAGAAGCAGUAAGAGAAGAUCAUCAGAAUAUACAAGCGGCUUUUGGCAGCAUCAUGGCUUUAAAUCAGAAUGUGAGGCUGAAAAAGAAGAGAUCAAAAGCCUCCACUCAGGUUCAGGACUUUGCUUUACUGAGUAGCAUUGCAGAGUGCACAGAUCACCUGACUUGCAACAGAGAAGCAGCUGGGAACUGUGGCAGGAAAGAAGUUGGAGACAGACCUCAUAAAAGUAUGGAAGCUCUAGUUGCAGAAAUGCAAUCCACACUGGCAAGAAAGAAGCGAACUAAGAAGAGAAACUCCCUUGUAAAUGCAGCAUCCUCCAGCAUAAGUGAAGUACAAACACCCCAAAAAAUUGUCUUAUACAAUCACAAACAAUUGUUUUCAGGUGCUCCUACAGAAGCACUAUGGAAAGAGAUGUCUAUUAAUGCAAUUAGUGAGCAGUUCAACCAGCUCAGUAUUAACAGAGAAGGUAGCUAUAAUGCAUAUCAACAGCAGAACGCAAUUGUCCCUUACAAUAUGAAAUAUCAGGGGCAGAAUGCACUUGUUCUUUAUACAAGAGAUGGCACUGUUGUACCCUAUGCCGUGAAGAAACGACGGCCACGACCUAAGGUUGAUCUAGACGAAGAAACCAAUAGGGUAUGGAAGCUUUUAUUGGGAAAUAUCAAUAGUGAAGGUAUUGAUGGAACUGAUGAAGAAAAGGCAAGAUGGUGGGAGGAAGAAAGGAAAGUAUUCCGUGGACGAGCAGAGUCAUUUAUAGCACGCAUGCAUCUUGUACAAGGGGAUAGACGGUUCUCUCAAUGGAAGGGAUCAGUUGUUGACUCUGUAAUUGGAGUCUUUCUUACUCAGAAUGUCUCUGACCAUCUUUCCAGUUCAGCAUUCAUGUCUCUCGCUGCACAUUUCCCGCUAAAACCAAAGAUCAGUGAGCAACCAUGUACCGAAGAGGGCACAAGCUUAAUAAUUGAUAGACCAGAAUUCUAUGUCUUGGAUCCUGAAGAGACUGCUGAAUGGAAUGAGAAGCCAAUUCAUCCAGUACAUGACCAGAGUUCUGUGACUUUCCAUGACUCCAGGCAGUUUGAAGACAAAGAGGCUGUCAACAGCAAUGACUUGUCUGGAAGCAGUACUGGUAUCACAAGCUCAAUAAAUGAAUCAAAGCAUGAGAUGCUGAAUUAUUCUCCUAGGGAUUCAGAAACAUGCUAUGACUCUGCGGCAAAUGGAUCAGAAAUGCAGAUAAUUGGGGGAGAAAAUGAAUGUUUUCAAUAUGAUGAAGCAACAAAUGAUGCCCUCUCGUCUCAGAAUUCUGUGGUUCCCUCUCAAAACUCUCAGGAUUCUUCGAUUGCUCAGACAACUGAAAGAACAGGGUCAAGCUCAGAAAGCAACUCAGAAGCUGGGAAUCAUAUCAAGGAAGCUAAGUUAAACAUGUUGAAUAACUCUUGUUCUUUUGUAAAACUUUUAGAGAUGGCAGGAUCAACCAAGCUACAUGAAGUUUAUGUUCCUGCAAACCACAGUAUGUCAUUCAACGAGAACUUGUCUCAAGGAAAUCAAUGUCAGAACAACCAAAGACAAGGCAUGGAUAAUUUAGGGGAUCCUACAACCUUCAUGGGAGAAUCCAUUAUUCCAUCAGCGAAUUCUCAUCCACAUCUUAGUCUCAACUCCGAAGUAGUGGCAGUUGAGCACUCUGAGAUGUUCAAGGAAGAAGCAAGAUCUUCUGAAAUGUCAAAGACCACAGAUGAGAACAGCAUGAAGGAACGAAGUCUGUUAGCCAACAAUUCUGCAUAUCAAAUGACAGAUAAAAGUGAUGCAGUUACGAACAUUCAAUGGGUACUAAAAUCCUCUGGUGAAUAUAAUCAUUCAAGCAACAACAGUCGAAGAGAUAAGAAUACAGUUACUCAGUGUCAAGUUGAGCAGCAUGGAGAAUGUGGAAAUUCAGUUGAAUCAUCAGCUCAAGUACCAAAAAGAGAAAUGCUGAGGCAUGUGAAUCAGCAAAACCACUCAGGAGAGAUCAUAGAUGUUACAGAAAGUACCACCAUAUUUGUCAACCAGAGAAAUACCAAGCAGAAAACAGAAGAAUCAAACAUGUUUGAGCAUGGCCAUUCAUUUAAUAAGGAGCACAAUGAGAUGGAAACUGCUACUUCAAAAUCAAAAGGUAGAAAAACUGUAAAGGAUAAGAAAGAGAAUUAUGACUGGGAUAGCUUAAGAAAACAGGCGGAAGCCAAUGGGAAAAAAAGAGAGAGAACAGAGAAGACAAUGGACUCACUGGACUAUGAAGCAGUGAGAUGUGCAGAUGUUCAAGAGAUUGCCGACACCAUUAAGGAACGAGGGAUGAAUAACAUGCUUGCAGAGCGAAUAAAGGAUUUCCUUAACCGCCUAGUUAGAGAACAUGGAAGCAUUGAUCUGGAGUGGCUAAGGGAUGUUCCACCUGACAAAGCAAAAGAGUAUCUGCUAAGUAUAAGAGGACUGGGGCUAAAAAGUGUGGAGUGUGUGCGGCUUUUGACACUUCACCAUCUUGCUUUUCCAGUUGACACAAAUGUUGGACGGAUAGCUGUUCGAUUGGGAUGGGUCCCCCUUCAGCCACUACCAGAAUCACUUCAGUUGCAUCUCCUAGAACUGUACCCAAUCCUGGAAUCCAUUCAAAAGUAUCUUUGGCCCCGAUUGUGCAAGCUCGACCAAAGAACAUUGUAUGAGUUGCAUUACCAGAUGAUCACUUUUGGAAAGGUGUUCUGUACAAAGAGCAAACCAAAUUGUAAUGCAUGUCCAAUGAGAGGAGAAUGUAGACAUUUUGCAAGUGCUUUUGCAAGUGCAAGGCUUGCCCUUCCAGGGCCAGAAGAGAAAAGCAUUGUCACUGCAAAUGAAAAUACAGCACAUGGUCAAAAUCCUGCUGUGACCGUUGAUCAACUGCCUCUGCCCUUACCCCAGCCAACAGAACAACCAGAAGGAAACCAACAGCCUGAGACAAACAUCCAUUCAGAAGCAAAAUAUGGACUCAAGAAAUGUGAGCCUAUAAUUGAGGAACCAGCAUCACCAGAACCAGUGUGCACACAAGUAUCAGAAAAUGACAUUGAGGAUAUUGAGGAUUCAUUCUGUGACGAUCCUGACGAAAUUCCAACAAUCAAGCUUAACAUGGAGGAGUUCACUCAGACUUUACAAAACUAUAUGCAAAACAAUAUGGAACUUCAAGAAGGUGAUAUGUCAAAGGCUUUAGUUGCUUUAACAGCAGAAGCUGCAUCUAUCCCCAUGCCCAAGCUUAAGAAUGUCAGUCGGCUACGGACAGAGCAUCAAGUCUAUGAACUUCCAGAUUCACACCCUCUUCUGGAAGGGUUGGAUAAACGAGAACCCGAUGAUCCAUGCAAGUACCUUCUUUCAAUAUGGACACCAGGUGAAACAGCAAAUUCUAUUCAACCACCUGAAAGAAAGUGCAGCUCCCAAGAGCAUGGCAACUUAUGUGACGAUAAGACAUGUUUCUCAUGCAACAGUAUACGUGAAGCAAAUUCACACAUUGUUCGAGGAACACUUCUGAUACCAUGUCGAACAGCAAUGAGAGGGAGUUUUCCUUUAAAUGGAACAUACUUCCAGGUUAACGAGGUAUUUGCUGACCAUGAAUCCAGUCUGAGGCCAAUUGACGUCCCUAGAGAAUGGUUAUGGAAUCUCCCAAGGAGAACUGUGUACUUCGGGACCUCCAUACCCUCAAUAUUUAAAGGUUUAACAACAGAAGGGAUUCAACACUGUUUCUGGAGAGGUUUUGUUUGUGUGCGGGGAUUUGACCAGAAAACAAGAGCACCACGUCCUCUGAUUGCCAGAUUGCAUUUUCCAGCAAGCAAGUUGAACAAGGCAAAGGGUAAGGCUGCUGCGAAUGAUGAAUAGACUUAGAUGAUGCUGUGGUCCGAAGGACAGAGACUGAUCAAGAACGACCAAAUAAUCAUGAAUGAAGAGGCAGCAGCACUGCAUUCUUGAAGUGCAACUUCAUUCAUGAGGGACAGCGAGGAAAAUUUCAAGUUGUAUAACCCAAUCAUGAAGAGGGAUGUAACUAGUACAUGGAAUGUACGUGGUUCAUUAACCAAGGUUUCCUUAAUCCAAUGCUCAAAUUCGAGCAAUUUUUCA
Molecule: messenger RNA, 6424 nt
Organism: Rubroshorea leprosula
Lineage: Eukaryota; Viridiplantae; Streptophyta; Magnoliopsida; Malvales; Dipterocarpaceae
Source: the annotation of a GenBank genome assembly